Brugia pahangi is the source of this 1026-nucleotide messenger RNA. The record is from the annotation of a GenBank genome assembly. NCBI's taxonomy places the organism in Eukaryota, Metazoa, Nematoda, Chromadorea, Rhabditida, Onchocercidae.
AUGUCUUCAAAAGUGAGAAAAUGUGUGAAAUGUCCUCAAAUGGCUACAUUUUGUAGUACAGACGCGAAAAAAGCAGUUUACUGCAAGUCAUGCUUUAUUCAGAUGGUAAAGCAUAAGUUUAGCUCUGCUAUUGGCAAGCGACGACUGUAUAAAGAUGGUGAACAACGUGAGACCUUAGUAGUUUACGAUGGAACUAACGCUGGUGCAUUUUUGUUGUCUCUUGUUAGCCAGGGUCUGCGCGCUGAUGCUCAUAAACGACUUACACUUGUUCCUACCAUAAUGGUUCUUCUCAAGGAAACAGAUGAAGCAGUAAUUGGUAGUAUCAAGAAGGAAGUAGAACUUAUCAAGCAAUGUAUCGAAGCUCCAUGGAUAUAUGUUCACAUUGCUGCAGUCUUCGAAAGCAAUAUUUGUGAUCCACAAACAUCUAGCAUUUGUGGCAUUGAUCAUAUAUCACAGUGGGCUCAACUGUUAACUUCCUGUUCAUCAUCGUCGACUAGAGAGGAAAUGGAAUACUUGUGCUUAAAUAUGUUAUGUGUUCGGAUAGCACAGAAGUUAGAUGUUCAUAAAGUAAUGCUGUCUAUGUCUGCCGAUGAACUAGCCACAACAACUCUUUCAUCGCUUGCUUUAGCAAGAGGCCCUUCUGUUUUUCAUGAGGUUAACGUAGUUGAUAAGCGUCACGCUGAUGUCACACUAAUACGUCCACUUCGGGAAAUUACUGAAAAGGAAAUUGCACUUGUCAAUCGAUUCGAGGGAAGUGAUCGAUACAUUCUGAAUGUACGUAAGAGCCGUGUAAAAGCUAAUGAUGAUGAGCAGUCAUUGCAGUCAGUUUCCAGAGAUUUUAUAAGCGAUUUGGUAAUGAAUGGUUUUACUGGUACCGUAACAACUAUACUAAGUAUCGCUAACAAAGUGCAGGCUCCAGCCAUAAAUAGAGCACGAUGUGUUUUAUGUGCCUCAACUUACAGUGCAGUUGAAGGAGAAAAUUCUGGACCAAGUUGGCGACAAGGUUUUAUUAGAGCAGCUCCUUAG